Molecule: messenger RNA, 1514 nt
Organism: Raphanus sativus (radish)
Lineage: Eukaryota; Viridiplantae; Streptophyta; Magnoliopsida; Brassicales; Brassicaceae
Product: F-box/kelch-repeat protein At4g38940
Exons: 2
Coding region: 196-1296 (366 amino acids)
Molecular function (GO): protein binding
Source: RefSeq, a predicted model, not a curated record
CUGAAACGACAUCGUUUAGGUUUAUAUUUUUGUAAUCAUAAAAACUGAUAGACCCCCUCUGCAUCUUCUCUCUUUCGUCGUCUUCUUUGUCUCUUUGCUUUCUAGAGUCGUGCCUCUGUGAGAGAAAGAAACCCUAAGUUCCUUCUGGCUUCUUGCAGGUUGUUUUUCUGACUCAUUCAACCACAGCUGUUUAAGAUGUCUGAAAACAUGGAGCAAUCUCCGGAGCUGUCAUCAUCUCCUUUGAUUCCGUCACUUCCAGACGACAUCACCCUUGACAUCGUGGCUCGUGUGCCCAGAAGCCACUACCCGACACUCUCCCUCGUCUCCAAGAAGUUCAGGAAACUCAUUGCCUCUCCUAAGCUCUACAAGAGGCGAUCUCAGCUGGGAAUCACCCAACACCGUGUGUACGCCAUCCUCCGCAACCGCAACAACACGGAUGACUGCCGUCUCUACAUCCUCCACCGGAAACUCAACUGCAGUAACCGCUUGGUGGUCGUCCGAUCACUUCCUCCCGUGUCUCACCGUGGAAGCUUUGUCUCGGUGGGUUCGAAGGUGUACGUGUUCAACGAUGUUGAUGCCCUCUGCGUUGACUGUACCUCCCACACGGUGCAGCCCAUCCCUGACAUGCCUCAGCGCUUCGCGGCAACUCCCAUGCCUAGUAGAGUUGGUACUGUCAUGGACGGGAAGGUUUACCUGAUCGGUGAUUCACGUUUCACUUGGGAUCGUGGGAUGGCGUGGAGGAAAACAGUGAUGGUGCUGGAUGCAGAGACGCAAGUGUGGGAGCCUGUGAUGGGAAAAGAAGACAUGAGGGUUGGUGCUAUUUGGUCUGAUGCGGUGGUGAUGGAGGACAAGAUUUGCAUGAGAGGUGUUAGGGACACCUUUUCUGUUGUUUAUGGACCAAAGGAUAACACGUGGGAGUCUAACGAGGUGUUGAACUCUAAGAACUGGGAGGGUGGCUGUGUGGUUGAUGAUGUCCUCUACUUUCUUGAUUGUUCAGGGAAGGCGUUGAGGGCGUUUGAUCCAAAGCAGGGAUGCUGGAGUGUUGUCAACGGUUUGGAAGAGUUUCUGGCUGUCGAGACUGCCCAGUCAAAGUGGCCUAAUGCGGUGAAGUGCGGUGAGAAGAAGCUGGCUCUCUUCUUUCCUAAGAAACAUGACGGCAAGGAGGUCAUUUGCUGUGCGGAGAUUGCUCUGGAAAGGCGCCAAGGAGGAGAGAUUUGGGGUAAGUUGGAGUCGUGUGAUGUUGUCGUUGAGGAUGGGCUGUUUGACAUGGUCAAAUGUGUGGCUGUCACCGUUUGAUGCAGAGUAAUAAUAAUCAAAUCCCUUCGUAUUUUAAUUAUCCUAAAUGCCACGGUCUAGUGUGUGGUUGUACGUUUGCUUAACAUCGUUAGUGUAAAGACAAAACCUUGAGAGCGUGUUGUUGUUUAGUGUUGUCGUUUCAAACUUGUUUAAUGUUGUCGUUUCAAACUUGUGUUAUGUUCUGUUAAAUUUGCUAUGUUUUAUUCUUGAAUCGUUUA